AUGAUGCCAAAUUUUAAUAUCCUUUUAAAACUGUUUUUGUUACUCUCAUGCUACUUGCAGUUGAUCGAGUCAUUCUGUGUGUAUAAUCAGUUAUCCGGAGAUCGUGUCAAACUGAGGGUGGGGAAUCCUUUUGUAGCUGCUCCUACUAUACGAAUUUUUACAAAAAUCGUAGCUCAAGGAACAAGAGUUUGUUGUCCAUAUGAUAAUGCUGAUUGUGUUGCUGGUCUCAAAAAGGAUUCACCCAUCGAACUUAAGCUCAGAUUUGCUUUUGACUUGAUUACCCUAAAUGAAGCCGAUAGACAGUAUACAACUUACUGUGAGGGAGGGGGAGGUAUUAUCAUCACAGGAUCAAAUUUUAAUGACAUAGAAUCCACUUGUCACAAAGUCAAUGGAGAUGUUGUACGAGAAAAACUAAUCGACUGGGUACCUGUAUAG
This is a messenger RNA of Mucor mucedo, 435 nucleotides long. RefSeq lists its product as uncharacterized. The coding region runs from base 1 to 435 and encodes 144 amino acids. The record is from RefSeq and is a predicted model, not a curated record. The transcript has 3 exons. Lineage: Eukaryota; Fungi; Mucoromycota; Mucoromycetes; Mucorales; Mucoraceae.